CUGUAAACUUUAAAAAAAGACGGUUUUGGGCCCGAAGAAACGCAACCGCGGCCAGCAGACCACCUCCCUGAGCCACCGCAACCAGGCAGCCCAGCCGCGAUUUCACCUUGUCCGACUCGAAACCACCAUGCCCAUCCUCGAAACCACCAUUCCCACCCGCGAAACCACCUUUUCCAGCCGCGAAACCACCUUAUACCCACCUUAGUCGCACAGAUCUGCGAAUCCAACGACGAAGAACGAAUGAAGAUGAAGCUGCGCGUGGGGAGGGCGGUGUGGGUUCGCGAGAACGGAGGGGUAGACGACUGGAUGCUACCGGAGGGUGGUCGCGACUGGGAAUGGGGUUGGUGGUUGCGAGGGAGGUCCGGUGGUCCGGUGAGUGGUUGGGCAAGAGGAGAGAGAAAAUUAACAAAACUCAUGUAUUAAUUAGUCUAAUUAAGUAUUAACAUAUUUUUAGAAAUUAUUUUUUGAUUUUAACGAAAAUAAAGAAAUUGAUUUUUCAUAUUACAUAAAAAUCAUUUAACUGACUUUUUGAUAAAAAAAAGUAAAGAUAAAAAGAAAAUAAAAAAAGGUACAAUAAAAUCAAUUUGAUUUUUAGUUUUUUACGGAUAGAAGGGAGAAUUUGGGGCAAGGUUCGAUACUUACCGUGCUUAUUCACCGGUUAAUUGAACUUCUUGUACGAGUUGUACCCAUGGUCUGGAUCUGCCGCUGGAUUAUCCGGUUAAUUUCCUCCUCAUCUUCAACCUCCCGUUAUCCUAAUUCAAAGGUGAAGCUGGCAUGACAAUUGUUCUUUAAGCCCUAACUAAAGCUACUGCUACUAUGCCCGUUUUCUGGUUUGGUCUUCACAUAUUUUCAUCUUUCACUUGAAUAAUUUUAUGAACAGGAUACUAUCCAACUUUUUUUGAUAUUUGGGUGAAGUAUCUGCCGUAUAAUUAUAUGGAAGGUUUCAGUGAAUCAGUUUAUCUCGGUUAACAGUCAAGUGGAAACUAAGGUUUUAUGUUUACAGGAACCUGAAAACAUGUUUUAACAUCCCAUGGUUGAUUUCAGGUUCCUUCAUUGUCAUGCUGUAAAAUUGAAUGGCAAAAAGAGCAUCCAAAUGCUACUACAAAAUUUUGCAGGGUAUUAUACAGGAAUUUAAUCAUGGGAAUAUCCAACCUGCUUUUGCCACAUUUGUAAAGAGAUACGGUUUGGUUAAACCUACAUUGGGGAAGAUGUUGGUGCGUUACUUGUGUAUGGAGAACAAUGUAGAUGGUGCCCUUAAGCUCAUUGAUGAGUUGCACAAAAACAAUUUAAAGGUAAACUUUCCUCCUGAUGUUAUUGGUAUGCUUACAGCACAAGGCAGACCUUUGGACGCGUACAGACUUGUCAUGGGUGCACAAAAUGAUCUUCCUAGUAUGGAUGUGGUUGAUUACUCAGUCCUUGUUGAUGGACUCUGCAAAGAAGGGUACAUUGAAAAGGCCUUAGAACUAUGUAAUUUUGCUAUAAAGAUGGGAGUUAGGCUUAAUGUAGUCACUUAUAACUCACUUUUUAAUGGGUUAUGCCGUCAAAGUUGUCUUGUUGAGGCUUUCCGGCUAUUUGAUUCAUUGGAGAUGAGUAAUACAAUUCCUUCGGAUAUUACAUAUGGGACACUAAUCGAUGCUUUGGUUAGAGAAGGCUUUUUGUUGGAUGCUCGUCAAAUGUAUGAGAGAAUGAUCCUCAAGGAUAUAAAACCAAAUACUCACAUUUACAAUUCUCUAAUUGAUGGAUACUGCAAAGUUGGGAAUGUAGAAGAAGCAUUGAGACUUCUCUAUGGUUUGGAGAACCAUUCUCUUAAGCCUGAGAAAUUUACCAUAAGUGCUGUGAUUUAUGGCUUUUCCUUGAAGGGAAACAUGGAGGGUGCGCUUCAGUUUUUCGUUGAUAUGAAAGAGAAUGGUAUUUUCCCUGAUUUUUUAGGCUUCCUUUAUUUAGUAAGGGGGCUUUGUGCAAAGGGUAGAAUGGAAGAGGCAAGGAGCGUUAUAAGGGAAAUGAUUCAAGAUGAAUCUGUUCUUGAUUUGUUAAAUCGAGUUGAUAGUGAAAUUGAAACGGAAUCUAUAGAGAGUUUUGUAGUUGAUUUGUGUGAACAGGGAAGCAUACAGAGUGCUCUUAUCAUUCUCAAUGAAAUUGGAUCAAUGUUUUUUCCUUACAAGAGAAUUUCUGCUUCUAGUACUCUUAAAACUAUGGUGUCGUUUGAGGAAAAUGUUCGAACCACCUCUCCUAUUGCUCUCCCCUCCAUCCACAAAAUGGACUUUGAUGCUUUAUACUCGCAAAUGACGUCUCUUUGUUCCCUGGGUGAUCUCCAAGGGGCUACUGCUUUGGCAAAAGCUUUGAUCUCUGGUUUUGCUAAAAGAUGACAGCGUCAGUACUUAGAAUAGAACGCCACCUGGGUUUGUACAUGGGUGCGUAGUAAGUAAUGCUGCGUAUGAGCUACAUCCUACAGAGUUCAUAUUAUGUUAUGCUCAUCCAAAGCUACCCACCAAAAGAAAGAAACGGGAACACAGACACACGAAAUCGACUUCAGACCAAUUUCUGCGAAACUCGUCGUAAAAAUUUCAAAUUGACUGCGAUUUAUGAUGAUCAACUGAGGAGGGUCCUGUUUGGAUCAUCAGAUAUUUAUUGUAAAUUCUUAAUUUGGCAAAUUUAAACUUGUAGUGGUUGAGAAAGUCAGAAUUAAGAAAGGAUUUGAACCAUAUAAGUCAAGGUAUUUUAUCCACUUUUAGUUUCUCUUA
This is a messenger RNA of Spinacia oleracea (spinach), 2741 nucleotides long. Its product is annotated as pentatricopeptide repeat-containing protein At5g57250, mitochondrial. The coding region runs from base 1074 to 2366 and encodes 430 amino acids. Gene Ontology annotation, molecular function: protein binding. The record is from RefSeq and is a predicted model, not a curated record. The transcript is spliced from 3 exons. Lineage: Eukaryota; Viridiplantae; Streptophyta; Magnoliopsida; Caryophyllales; Amaranthaceae.